AUGAAUACGCGGGAUCUGCAGAAAACACUGGAAACUCAACAUGACCAGCUGAAACUUUACGAGAAGAAACUCAAAGAUGUUGUGAGAGCUUACAAAAGCCUGGAUGCUGAGAAGAGCGCCCUCCAGAAAGCAUUAGAUUCGCUUUCCAGUCAAGGAAAUGAUGAAGAAGGGUCUUCAUCUUCCAAAGAGGAUACUGUGAAAGAUUUGAAAAUUGCAAUCGCAACGCUUACUAGGGAGAAUACUAAAAAAGAGGCUGCUUUCCAGAAUGAUAAGAAGACCUUACUAGCAAGUAUUUUUGCUUUAUCAGUUAUAGAGCAAAUCAAGAAUCUGCAGUCGAAGCUCCAGCAAAUGGAAGCAGACCGGGAACGUGAACUCACCGACCAUGGAAAGGUGUUGGCGGAGAUGCAGUCGAGGUUUGCCAAGGAACAUCAGUCAUUCGAAGCUGGUGCUAGAGAGGUCGAUCAUGCCAGAGAAUUGCAAGAUGCAGUGACUAGGACAAAACACUCUACUCAACUCGAAGAGCAGGAAAGGGCCUCCAGGAAAAUCGCUGAACUCGAGGAGAAAACCAUGAACCUCUUGGAAACAGUUGCGAGAAGUGAGGAAGCACGAAGUGAAGCCCACGAAGCUUUACUGAAAGCUGAAGCAGAGAGAUCUGCUCUCUUAGAGGUGAUAUUUUGCUCAGACAUAUAG
Molecule: messenger RNA, 690 nt
Organism: Cylicostephanus goldi
Lineage: Eukaryota; Metazoa; Nematoda; Chromadorea; Rhabditida; Strongylidae
Source: the annotation of a GenBank genome assembly